AUGAAUCAAAGGACGUUUGAAGCUUUGUGCAAGAUGCUAGCUGAGCGAUAUGGAUUGAAAGAGACUCACCAUGUCUACCUUGAAGAAUCUGUGGCGAUGUUUCUCGAGACUGUUGGUCAAGAUAAGAAGAAGCGGGAUAUUGCUGCAAGGUAUCAAAGGUCAGUGGAUACAGUGCAAAGGAAGCUUGAUGAUGUCUUGAGUGCUAUUCUCAAGUUUGUAGUGGAUACAUUAAGACCACAGGAAGGCGAGUUUGGAAGAGUAAAUCAUGUUUUGAGGAAUGAUGAUCGGUAUUGGCCUCAUUUCAGAGAUUGUAUCGGAGCACUUGAUGGAACGCAUGUCCCAGUUCGCCCUCCAAGUCAAAAUGCAGAAGCAUACAGAGGCAGGAAGCAAGAUCCUACAAUGAAUGUUCGUGCUAUAUGUAACUUCGAUAUGAAGUUCAUAUAUGCAUAUGUCGGUGUACCUGGAGGACCACCAGUUAGUGCACGAGAGUUGUUUAACCGAAAGCAUUCAGGUUUGCGAUCAGUGAUUGAGAGGACAUUUGGAGUAUGGAAAGCAAAAUGGAGGAUUUUAGAUCGUAAGCAUCCAAAGUAUGGUCUGGUCAAGUGGAUUAAGCUGGUGACAGCGACGAUGGCGCUACACAACUUCAUACGUGAUUCACAUCGGGAAGAUCAUGAUUUUGUACAGUGGCAAAGUGGUGAUGGUGGAGAAGGAGAAGAAGCUGAUAGUGACGGAGGACCACCAGUUAGUGCACGAGAGUUGUUUAACCGAAAGCAUUCAGGUUUGCGAUCAGUGAUUGAGAGGACAUUUGGAGUAUGGAAAGCAAAAUGGAGGAUUUUAGAUCGUAAGCAUCCAAAGGUGGCAAAGUGGUGGAGGGAGAAGAAGCUGAUAGUGACGGUGAUGAAGAAGAAAGAAGAAGAAGAAGAGAAGAUGAUGGUGAUGGUGGUGAUGUGUGGACAUAUUGUAGAUGAGCCAGCCGGUGAUAGCGAUGGAAGCUUUAUGUGA
Messenger RNA from Brassica napus (rape), 1002 nucleotides. RefSeq lists its product as uncharacterized. The transcript is spliced from 4 exons. Lineage: Eukaryota; Viridiplantae; Streptophyta; Magnoliopsida; Brassicales; Brassicaceae. The record is from RefSeq and is a predicted model, not a curated record. The coding region runs from base 1 to 1002 and encodes 333 amino acids.